AUGCGCUACCGACAAUGCCAGCAUCACUUCACCGACAGGGAUCAGCAAGCCAAGGCACUCAUCAACUGCAAUGACGUGCUGAGCACGAGUGAGCAGGAGGAGGUCAUCGCCUACUUUGCCCGCUCCCUGCGGGGCAGUGCGCAACUAUUAAAGGUUAUUGUCUGCCUCCAGGCGAUGCUGGCGUUGGUGUACACACUCCUCCUCCUGAGCGGCUCCCUGCUGAUCGACCUGUCUGUCGACAUGGCAGCGACCACGAGUCUCGUGCAGCUAGCCCAGCUACACAAGCAAGGCUCACCGGAGCCAGCGACAGCUGCACUGGAGCUGACAGCACCGUCACAAGCUCCUCUCGAAGCGCUGGCGGCGCUGGACGCGGAGCAGCGUGCCGCACAGCGCAAGUACGUGCAUGAGUACAUGAACCGCCGCACGGCCGGCGUGGUCGGCGUGCGAUCUGGGGGAGCGAUGACACUCCUCUCCGCCAUGGUGGUGCUCUACAGCAUUGCGCUGCUGUUGUGGGCGGGGUACAGCUGCUACGUGGCGUGUCGCCGACUUACCGUAAACGUCGAGGACCUCACACGGACGGAGCCCCUGGACCUGCAUAGGCGUCUCCCCGAGGAGAGAUUUUCGACUGCAGCGCCGCCUGCGAAGCCGCAGCGCACCCUCCGCCACCUGCGCCGGCGUGUCAAAGAGGAUCCGGCGGUUGCCCUGUACGCCGCAGCAGCCCUCGCAGGCCUUGGCUCGCUGUUCUGGGUGACCGCCUUGGUGCAUCGCCAGCGUGCCACACAGAGAGCCUACGCAGAUCUUGGGCUGCAGCCGCCGUCAGUGCUGUCGCUGCAGAAAAUCACCAACGCGGCGCUCGAGUACGUGCUGGCUGUGUGGCAGCCACUCUUCCACCUUGGCAUUGGGCUGCUGGUGCGCUCGAUGCUCGACACCCGCGACAACUUGGUGGCCCUGUCGAAGCUCAGGUACCGUUUCGAAAAAGUAUGA
Leishmania mexicana MHOM/GT/2001/U1103 is the source of this 984-nucleotide messenger RNA. RefSeq lists its product as hypothetical. NCBI's taxonomy places the organism in Eukaryota, Euglenozoa, Kinetoplastea, Trypanosomatida, Trypanosomatidae. The record is from RefSeq and is a predicted model, not a curated record. The transcript has a single exon. Bases 1 to 984 code for a protein of 327 amino acids.